Molecule: messenger RNA, 1978 nt
Organism: Procambarus clarkii (red swamp crayfish)
Lineage: Eukaryota; Metazoa; Arthropoda; Malacostraca; Decapoda; Cambaridae
Source: RefSeq, a predicted model, not a curated record
CCGCUCCGUGCCUCCUCCCCUCCGUGACCUCGCCGUGACCUCUGGCGGCACUGACCACCACGUAGUGACCCCGGCCAGUGAGGUGUGAGGUCACCUCCCUCUCCCCUCAUGUUCCCUCACUCUCACUCCCCCUCGCCACGUCUCCUCACUUGUUGGGAGAGUGUGAGAAGUGAGUGAGAGAUUAGGGGGUAGGCGGAGCCCCAGCCCCCUCCCCUACGGACCACUCUGGGCCACUCUGGACCACUCUGGGCCACUCUGGACCACUCUGGACCACAGUUCGCAGGACCGCCCCCCCCUUUUUGGUGUAAGGGGAAAAAGCAAGACCUAAGAGGAUCAAGCAACACGCUUUUUUGUGUUUCAGUGUUUUGUGUUCGUUGGUGUCAGUGUGUUCUGGUAGCGAGAGACCUCGGUGUACUGUAUGGUGUUAGCGAGAGACCUCGGUGUACUGUAUGGUGUUAGCGAGAGACCUCGGUGUACUGUAUGGUGUUAGCGAGAGACCUCCGUGUACUGUAUGGUGUUAGCGAGAGACCUCCGUGUACUGUAUGGUGUUAGCGAGAGACCUCCGUGUACUGUAUGGUGUUAGCGAGAGACCUCGGUGUACUGUAUGGUGUUAGCGAGAGACCUCCGUGUACUGUAUGGUGUUAGCGAGAGACCUCCGUGUACUGUAUGGUGUUAGCGAGAGACCUCGGUGUACUGUAUGGUGUUAGCGAGAGACCUCCGUGUACUGUAUGGUGUUAGCGAGAGACCUCGGUGUAUUGUGAGGUGUUAGCGAGAGCCCUCGGUACACUGUGUUGCUAGCGAGAGACCUCGGUGUAUUGUGAGGUGUUAGCGAGAGCCCUCGGUACACUGUGUUGCUAGCGAGAGACCUCGGUGUAUUGUGAGGUGUUAGCGAGAGCCCUCGGUACACUGUGUUGCUAGCGAGAGAGCUCGCAAGACGGGCGGGCGGCAGGGACGGUGUGGGACUCGCUAGUGAUGUAGCGAGUUACAGGAGACAACAGCGAGAGCGUGAGGCUACAGGGACGCCAUGAGCACCACAGGGACAACACCCGUGUCCCAGGGGCGCCCUCGCCUGCCCUGGUAGCUGCUGCAGCGCCCUCCAUGGCCCUCAGGGCCCGCAGGGAAGCCCCUGGGGGACCCGCGUCCUCCCUCAGGGGGCUAAGCCGCCAAAAGGGCCACGUUGAUAUGCUUCGGACUGUGACCUAUCCGGCUGCGUCCCCUGUGACCUAUCCGGCCCGGGACACUGGCCGGACCACAGGUGGCCGGGGACGCAGACCUCCCCCAGAGGGCCGGGGGCGCAGACCUUCCCCAGGGGGCGUCGCAGAAGAGGGGAAAAGGACCCCUUAUUACAUCCGGCGCCGUCGGGGUCCUUAUUUACUGUUGCCUGUUACAGCCGGCUGCCUGGGCCGCCUCCUGGUGGCCAGGAGACGACGUGGCCUCCUGGAGGCAGAACACAGCGACCUCCUGAAGGAAGGACACAGCGGCCUGCUGAAGGCAGACCACAAGAACCUCCUGAAAGCAGGACGCCGCCGCAGAAGCCUGCUGCUCCUGCUACUGCUGCUCCUGCUGGAGGCGACGCCCCUGACCCACGCCGGCAAGGCAGACAAGGUCAAGAUGGUUGACAUCCCCGGCGACGUCAUAUUCGGCGGCAUGUUCCCCAUGCACGAGCGCGGCGUCAACGAGCCCUGCGGCUCCAUCAAGGAGGAGAAGGGCAUCCAGCGCAUGGAGGCCAUGCUCUACGCCCUCGACAAGAUCAACCAGGACCCCGUCCUUCUGCCCAACAUCACCCUCGGGGCUCUCAUCCUCGACACCUGCUCCUCUGAUACCUACGCCCUCGAGCAGUCUAUGGAGUUCUUCAAGUCGUCUAUCAAUCAGGUGAGAGAGGAGCGGGGAUUGACGAUUGAUUGAGAUUGACGUCUCCCAUCUACUCCUCGGAAGGGGGGUAGUCGGGGGACAUCAAUCUCUAUAUUAGUUGAUGGUG